AUGUCUGGCAACACGACGGCGACCCUAAACUUCUAUGCCCCACCCCCCGACGGCGCCGCUCCCUUCAACCACGUUGACCCUCCCCCUCCUGGUCUGCCCGUUCGCAACUACACGACCGAUUCACGCCCUGUCCCGAUAACAGAUAUUCGCGGCUCCGAGUCCUCCUUCCAGAACCUCGACCGUGACGCCUUUGCCCUCUUCUCAGGCGAGCCGCCCUCUGCCGAGACGGCCUUCACAGACGAUGACUCGAUCAGGAAGAACUACUACCCCGAGCUCGAGGCGCUGCUGCUGAAGACCAUCCCCGGCGCCAACAAGGUCAUCUUCUUCGACCACACCAUCCGCCGCGCCAGCAAGAACAGCCCCCGCGAGCCCGUCCAGCGCGUCCACAUUGACCAGACGGCCCGCUCCGCCGCCCUGCGCGUGCGCCGCCACGCCGCGUCCGACGACGAGGCCGACCGCCUCCUCGCCGGUCGCCACCGCAUCAUCAACGUCUGGCGACCGCUGAACCGCGGGCCCGUCGCCUCGUUCCCCCUCGCCUUCGCCUCGAGCGCCUCGCUGCGCGACGACGAGGUUGUGCCCGUCGAGCACCGCUACGCCAACGGCUACACGGGCGAGACGGCCGGCAUCCGCUACCACGAGGGCCAGAAGUGGUACUAUCUCUCCGGCAUGACGGGCGACCAGAGGCUGCUGCUCGAGUGCUUCGACAGCGAGGCGUUGAAGGAGGGGAGUGGCGUGCAGGGAGGGCGCGUGGCACACACGGCGUUUGCGCAUCCCGGCACGGCGGAAGAUGCCGAGGGACGGGAGAGCAUCGAGGUGAGGGCGCUCGUGUUCGGGCCCUGA
Molecule: messenger RNA, 840 nt
Organism: Verticillium alfalfae VaMs.102
Lineage: Eukaryota; Fungi; Ascomycota; Sordariomycetes; Glomerellales; Plectosphaerellaceae
Exons: 1
Coding region: 1-840 (279 amino acids)
Molecular function (GO): oxidoreductase activity
Source: RefSeq, a predicted model, not a curated record